This is a messenger RNA of Medicago truncatula (barrel medic), 1440 nucleotides long. RefSeq names its product lysosomal Pro-X carboxypeptidase. Bases 1 to 1440 code for a protein of 479 amino acids. Gene Ontology annotation, molecular function: serine-type exopeptidase activity; dipeptidyl-peptidase activity. Gene Ontology annotation, biological process: proteolysis. NCBI's taxonomy places the organism in Eukaryota, Viridiplantae, Streptophyta, Magnoliopsida, Fabales, Fabaceae. The record is from RefSeq and is a predicted model, not a curated record. The transcript has 9 exons.
AUGAACAAAUUUAUCUCUUUUUAUCUUCUCUUCAUUUUCUUCCUAUGUUUCUCUGUUACCACCACCAACUCCCUAACGCUUCCACGGUUGAGUCCAUUUUCAGAAUCGAAAACUACUGAGUACCAAAACACUAAAACCUUCAAUUUAAAUGAAGACAUGCAACCAUAUUUCUAUGAACAGACUUUGGACCACUUCAACUAUCUAUCAGAUAGCUACAAAACCUUUAAACAAAGAUAUAUUAUAAAUUUCAAUUAUUGGGGUGGUGCUAAUUCUAGUGCCCCAAUAUUUGCUUAUUUGGGUGGAGAAGAUGACAUUGUUAAUACACUUGGUUUUAUGACGGAUAAUGCCACUUCUUUUAAAGCUCUACUAGUAUACAUUGAGCACCGGUACUACGGGAAGUCAGUGCCCAGCUUUAACGCAUCUUACGGCUAUUUAAACUCAGCACAAGCCCUUGCUGAUUACGCAGAAGUUCUGCUAUAUUUGAAGGAUUCACUACAUGCACAAAAGUCCCCGGUGAUUGUGGUUGGGGGAUCAUACGCUGGAAUGCUUGCAGCAUGGUUUCGGCUUAAGUAUCCCCACAUUGCCAUUGGCGCCCUGGCUUCAUCAGCUCCACUGCUCUACUUUGAUAACAUCACACCAGCAAGUGGUUACAAUGAUGUUAUUACAAGGGAUUUCCAGGAAACCAGUAAGACAUGCUACGAAACUAUACGAAAUUCUUGGUUUGAAAUUGAUGAAGUAGCAUCUAAGCCAAACGGUCUUAACUUUCUAAGCAAGAAAUUCAACACUUGCUAUCCCUUGGAACAGCCUGGUGAGUUGAAAGACUACUUGGGGAACAUGUAUCAAAAGGCGGCACAAUACAAUGAUCCCCCAACUACAACUAUUUGCGAGGCCAUUGAUAGAGCUUCCUAUGGAGAUGAUAUCCUCAGUAGGAUAUAUGGAGGUAUGGUUGCUAGCUAUGGAAACAAAAAAUGCAAUGUUAAUCCAGAUAAAUAUACUGGUGCAAAGCCAUUUGAUCGUUGGAGAUGGCAGACGUGCACUGAAAUUGUGAUGCCUAUUGGCAUAGGAGAUUCUUCCUUGUUUCAACCUAAACCUUUCAACUUCACGAGCUUUGCUGAAAACUGUAAGAAAGAUUUUGGUGUCCAACCUCGCCCUCACUGGAUUACCUCUUACUACGGAGGUCAGGAUAUUCAAUUGGUUCUUAAGAGGUUUGGGAGCAACAUCAUUUUUUCAAAUGGCCUAAGAGAUCCAUAUAGUAGUGGGGGGGUUCUCAACAAUAUAUCGGAUAGUCUUGUUGCCCUGCCUACAGUCAAUGGAUAUCAUUGCCAGGAUAUUGUGCCUGCAAUUGAAAGUGAUCCAGCAUGGUUAGUUCAUCAAAGGAAUACAGAGGUUGAGAUAAUCCAAAGCUGGAUAAAAAAAUAUUAUGAUGAAGUUAAUAUAUAA